Messenger RNA from Rotaria socialis, 1257 nucleotides. The record is from the annotation of a GenBank genome assembly. NCBI's taxonomy places the organism in Eukaryota, Metazoa, Rotifera, Eurotatoria, Philodinida, Philodinidae.
AUGACUCGAAAUAUUCGUACUAUAAAUGGUGCUAAGCACAAUGGACAAUUAGAAUUUCAAUAUCAAAACAUUCAAAAGCUAGCUGCAGCUGCCUUAGAUGCAUGUGAAGAGUUUGGUGAAUCAUUUUCAAUAGAUAUAGUUUCAAUUUUACAUCAUAUUAGUGUUGAUCAAAUUAGAAAAGAUCUCUACGGAGAUUCAAUUGAUUUGCAGAAACGGUUUGCAAUUGCAGGUGGUAUUAGUCCAGCUUUAGUUAGUGUAGUAAAUCACAUUCCAUUUACACUUAUUCGUGCUAUUGAAAACAGUCAAGAUGAAGAUCAAGUUACCCAGGUUCAUUCAAAAAACAAUAUUUUUACUUCAUCACCACUUUCAAAAAUUGAACAUAAAAUAAUUUCAACUCGUUCGAACACGCAUCAAUAUGUUGAUAAUAUUGUACCUGUUGAUUUAAUUGAAGAGAAUACUGUUUCCCAGAGAGAAUUAAAUAUUUUGAUAUGGUUCUAUAUAAAAUGUUUGGAACGAGCACAUUCAUCAAUACCGGUUAUCAUCGAUUCAACAAAUUUAAUAGAGUAUAAUCAAUCGAAAUUCUGUGCAGUUAAUUCAAGUGUCGCAGCAGAUAUCGUACAAGAAACACCAUCGAAACGCUUGAAGAAACUAUUUCAUAAUAUAAUGUUAGUAGCAUCAUUUGAAUUGGAAAUGGAAUGGUCAAUAACACAUAAACAUGGAUUAGGACUUAGUAACACUAACACACGAAAACAAUGUUUAAAUAUUUGCUGUAUAAACGCGAUUAUUCAAUGUCUAGCUAACAUUGCUCCAUUCGUUCAAUGGCUAUUAAAUAAAGAAAUUCAUAUGUCAUGUACAUUGAUGGAAAACAACGAAUUCUGUUCUUGUUGUGUUCUACACUCGGUUAUUGAAAAAUCAUCAAUUAAAUGCACACAAUGUUUAAAUGAAAAUAGUAAACAGAGUUAUGAACGUUUAUGGUCAAUUUCGAUUAUUUCUUAUUUAACACUUGAGCAAGCUCUUGAUGAAUUCUGUUCAGUAGAAAAAUUAACCGGUGAUGAUCAAUUUUAUUGCUCAAAUUGUCAAGCGAAAGUGUUAGGACUACAAUCAACAAAACUUAAUCAUGUAUCACCUGUUAUUUUUAUCCAGUUCAAGCGAUUUAUUUAUGAUAAACAUGUAGAAGUUAUUCGUAAAAUAAAACAAUUUAUUUCAUAUCCAGAAUUGCCUGAUAUUUCACCAUUUCGCACAUCAGAAAUCGACUAA